Molecule: messenger RNA, 1095 nt
Organism: Plasmodium vinckei vinckei
Lineage: Eukaryota; Apicomplexa; Aconoidasida; Haemosporida; Plasmodiidae
Product: P-loop containing nucleoside triphosphate hydrolase, putative
Exons: 1
Coding region: 1-1095 (364 amino acids)
Biological process (GO): double-strand break repair via homologous recombination
Cellular component (GO): Rad51B-Rad51C-Rad51D-XRCC2 complex; replication fork
Source: RefSeq, a predicted model, not a curated record
AUGGCAAAAAAGGAUAAGCAAAAUACCGAAAUAGACUGCACUUGUUUGGAUUUAUUUGAGGAAGCUACCAAAGUAUAUCGUUUUUUGGAUUGUGAAAUAAUUAAAAAGUGUGUAAAAGAUGGAACCUUAAAGGAAUCGGAUAGUAUAUGCAUAUAUGGGAAAGAAAGUUGUGGUAAAACUUUACUACUAACAGAAUUAUUAGUUGACCUUUCAGCUGUAAAAGAACUUAGAGGAAUGAAUUGUAAAGUUGCUUUUUUAGACUGUGAUUUAAGUUUUAACUAUAAUAACUAUGAAAAUAUGAUAACCAAAAAGUUUGAAAAAUAUAUAAGCAAUAAUAAUGUCAACAUAUAUGAUAAAUAUGAAAAAGAUCAAUUAAAAAAAGAAUUAUUAGAACGGUCUUUUUCAAAUGUUUAUUAUAUCCCUAUAUUCAAUCCGGGGCACCUUUUAGUUAUAUUAAACAGCUUAAAAAAACUAUUAGAGCAGAAAAACUUUAUAAAGGCAUUAUUUAUUGAUUCAAUAUCAUUUUGGAACUUUUGUAAAUAUGAUAAAAUAAAUUUUUUUUCAAAUAAUAAUUAUGUAAAAAGGAAUACAUUAGAGUUAUUAGAUUAUGCGUUUACUCUUAUUUUAAACCUAAAGAAAAGGUAUAAGUUUUUAUUUUUUUACACUAAAUUGUCUAAUGAGGAUAAGUUUAUGGAAUAUACCAUAAAUUUGUCGAUGAGUGAAAGUAGUAUUGAGCCACAAAAUAAUAUAAAGACCCCCCAAGAAAAUAUAAAAGAAAAUAAUGCAUUAUUUAAUAAAUCAAGCACUUUUAAAAAGGAAUAUUUUUUAAUACCACACAAUUUUAAUGAUAUAAUUAAAACACAUAUUUUUCGCAAGAAGGAUUUUGCAACUAAAAAUUUUUUAAUAGAAAAACCUUUUUUUAUUUUUUUAAUUCCAAAUGAAAAAAAACAAUUUACAUAUAUUGAUAAAAAAUGUGAGCACCCCAACUUAAACUUCCUAAUGUGUCUAUCAUCUGAAAUGACAAACCCAAACAAAACACAAUAUUCAAAGUUUUUUUUUAGGAUAAUUAAUUCCCAUACUAUUGUUCCCUUAUGA